Messenger RNA from Neoarius graeffei (lesser salmon catfish), 2601 nucleotides. RefSeq names its product neuron-derived neurotrophic factor, like (gene ndnfl). The coding region runs from base 341 to 2269 and encodes 642 amino acids. The transcript is spliced from 5 exons. The record is from RefSeq and is a predicted model, not a curated record. NCBI's taxonomy places the organism in Eukaryota, Metazoa, Chordata, Actinopteri, Siluriformes, Ariidae. Gene Ontology annotation, molecular function: protein binding. Gene Ontology annotation, biological process: extracellular matrix organization.
CACAUGUGUUCAUAUUGAGCUCUGAUCUGGACUGAGAAAAAAGACAGAAGAUGAUGCAGGAAGACAGACAGGAAAAGAGAAAGACAGAUGUGCUUCUUUAUCAGUGAGAGUGAGACAGUUCAUAUAUGAAGCUGACGGAGAGACGCAGUGCACACGCUUGAUCACUUUUCUCGUGAUCCUGGCUUUCCUCUAAAACCACUUAAAGUACUAUCUGAGCUCAUUCAUCCUCUCAGGAUCAGUGAGACCCUUCUGUUACCCAACACUUCAGAGAGAGAGAGAGAGAGAGAGAGAGAGAGAAGUAGAGGAAGCGUGAACAGAGUGAUUGACUGAUGUAAUAAUAAUGAGUGUGUUGUGGAGUGUGUAUCUGGCUGUGACGCUCGUCUCACACACACUCUGCACUCUCUCACCUGAAAAUGAGGUACCACUGCGCACAACUACCUGGUUGAGUGAUGGCAAGAACACACCUGUCCACCUGCGCAAAGGACACACACAUAGGCUCCAUUUUACACUGAGGAAGAAGACGACAGCUCUGAUGCUCACAGUUUCUCCCUGUUCAGGAAGUGUAGAGUGGAGUCUGACUGCACACACGCUGAAGGACAAACCAGCCAAGGAUCGUUAUUGGAGCUUUAAGAAGAGCGAGCCUGAAGUGUGGUGGAGAAAAUCAGCAAGUGAAAAGACACUUCACACCUACUCAGGCAGUGCUGUGGACACCUACGAAGGUCCUGUGCUUCACCCAGUCUCCGUUUACACACUGCGGAUUAAAUCAACGCAGGAAGACAUGCAUGCAUACGUUUAUCUCCAUGAAGGACCCGCACCAUGGGGGGUGUUUCCAGAGUUGCCCUUAGACCCCAGAGUGCACAUGCUCGGGGUCGGGAUGAGCAGUGUGACACUGACCUGGAGCCCAAGUUCGUCUGUCAUCAAAGCACUACACACACACAAACAUGCACGGCCGUAUGAGUACUGUGUUACCGUAAACCGUAAACACAACUACAGGAGCAUGUGUGCUGCACAAGAGGGGAAAGGAGGAAUGAAAGACGAGUGGAAGAAAAAAGCAGUGGUCAAACUGGACAGAUCUGACGAGCAUGUGUGUGUUUGUGAAGAGGUGGAAAGUGUGUGUACCGUCUCUGAGCUCCUCCCAAACACACUCUAUUACUUUGAUGUGUUUGUGAUUGACAGAAUGAAUGGCACCAGUGCAGCAUAUACAGGAACAGUUGCGCGCACACAUGCAGAACCGUACGCACAUGCAGAAACGCAAACCCAUGCAGAACCAUACACACACAGAGUGACCCCGCUGAGGGAGGGGCAAGUGCUGUGGGUCACACUGAGCUCUGGGGCAGAUCAGAGGCGGAGCUUCCGUUUCCGGCCCCGUGGUGGGCAGAAGAACGGCCUACUCACACUGCUGAGCUGCAACAACACCCACACACUCUCUGUUUCAGUCUCGGCCCGAGGACAUGAGCUGACAUCACAGGAAGUGGGAGAUCAGCUGAUCCAGAUGUGGCUGCAGGGGUUCUCAUCCUACCUGAUCCAGCUCAGACUCUCUACUCGAAACACACAUGCUGCAGAGAGAGAGAGUUUGUGUGUGAAAAUGCAGGCAUCGUCUGCGUUCCACCGUCGGGGGGCGCCGGCGCUGCCACACACACUCCACAUCAAGAGCUUUAACACACUGCGCACCUGCAACUCUGUUACACUCGCAUGGAUGGGGACCGAGGAACGAGGACUGUACUGCCUCUACAGACGCAGAGCAGAUGAGCAGAGUGAGACAGGUGGACAGAGGAGCGAUACAGGUGGACAGAAGAGUGAGACAGGUAGAGACAGAGUGAUAUGGGGUGGACAGAGGAGUAUGCAUGGACGAGACAGAGUGGUAUGGGGUAGACAGAGGAGUGAGCCAGGUAGAGACGGAGUGAUGCAGGGUGGACAGAGGUGUGAGACAGGACGAAGCAGAAAGGUAUGGGAUAGACAAAGGAGUGAGACAGAUCAAGAUGUAGUGAUAUGUAGUGAACAGAAGAGUGAGACAGGUCGAAACCGAGUGAUACCUCGUGAACAUAGGAGUGAUACGGACCGUUGCUUAGCACCAGAGUCCCGCCCUCCUGAUCAGCGUGUGCUCUGUAAAUACUUCCAAGAACUUGAUGCACGCCGUGCUGUUACUACAGCAACAGUAGGUGGGCUGGAGGCAGAGACACUGUAUACUUUUGAUAUUUACCUGAUGAGAAGAUGGGCGCUUCCUGUUAAAUACCACAGCAAGACAGUGCGGACCAGGAGAGACUGCUAAGACCACCCACCCCCACCACCCACACACAAGCAACAGCCCACUGACUGCUCACAUGGCCAUUGUUGCUGUUAUAAGGAUGACAUAUUUAUUAGAGUCCACACAGGACUACACCAAACACACUGCAGGAUCACACCUGUCUGUCACUAUGGAGUGAGACAGGGAAGACUAAGAGUGAGACAGAAAGAUAUAAAAAGAGAGACAGACAGAUGGGAAACUGAGAUCAAAAUGGCAGGAGAAAAAAAGCCCUAUUGGGAUUGGAAUAGUUUUACAUGGGGAGGUGAGGUCAUGUAAUGUUACCACUGAGCGUGUGGGAUAUUUAUGGGAGAUUCACA